Gadus macrocephalus (Pacific cod) is the source of this 4747-nucleotide messenger RNA. Its product is annotated as dedicator of cytokinesis protein 4-like. The record is from RefSeq and is a predicted model, not a curated record. Gene Ontology annotation, cellular component: plasma membrane; cytoplasm. Gene Ontology annotation, molecular function: small GTPase binding; guanyl-nucleotide exchange factor activity. Lineage: Eukaryota; Metazoa; Chordata; Actinopteri; Gadiformes; Gadidae. Gene Ontology annotation, biological process: cell chemotaxis; small GTPase-mediated signal transduction.
AUGGCGCUGCUAAAGAAGAUUGAGCGAGAGACAUGGAGAGAGAGUGGCAUCUCUCUGAUUGCCACUGUCACGCGUCUAAUGGAGAGGCUGCUGGACUACAGGGACUGCAUGAAGCUGGGCGAGGUGGACGGCAAGAAGAUAGGCUGCACCGUCAGCCUCCUGAACUUCUACAAGACGGAGCUGAACAAGGAGGAGAUGUACAUCCGCUACAUCCACAAGCUGUACGACUUGCACCUCAAAGCACAGAACUAUACCGAGGCCUCGUACACGCUCCUGCUGUACGACGAGCUGCUGGAGUGGUCGGACCGCCCGCUCCGGGAGUUCCUCAACUACCCCAUGCAGAGCGAGUGGCAGCGCAAGGAGUGCCUACACCUCACCAUCGUCCAGAACUUCGACCGGGGAAAGUGUUGGGAGAAUGGGAUUAUCUUGUGUCGAGAGCUGGCCGACCAAUAUGAGUCCUUCUAUGACUACAGGAACUUGAGCAAGAUGAGAAUGAUGGAAGCGUCCCUCUACGACAAAAUCAUGGACCAGCAAAGGCUAGAACCUGAAUUCUUCCGAGUGGGUUUCUAUGGAAAGAAGUUCCCCUUCUUCCUACGGAACAAGGAGUUUGUGUGCCGUGGCCAUGACUACGAGCGGCUGGAGGCCUUUCAGCAGCGGAUGCUCAACGAAUUCCCCUACGCCAUCGCCAUGCAGCACGUGAACCAGCCCGACCAAACCAUCUACCAGGCAGAGGCCCAGUACCUGCAGAUCUAUGCCGUGACCCCGAUCCCGGAGAGCCAGGACGUGCUGCAGCGGGACGGCGUGCCCGACAACAUCAAGAGCUUCUACAAGUUCAACCACAUCUGGCGCUUCCGCUACGACCGGCCGUUCCACAAAGGCACCAAGGACAAGGAGAACGAGUUCAAGAGCUUAUGGGUGGAGAGAACGACACUCACUCUGGUGCAGAGUCUACCCGGCAUCUCAAGGUGGUUCGAGGUGGACAAAAGAGAGUUGGUGGAGGUGAGCCCGCUGGAGAACGCCAUCGAGGUGAUCGAGAACAAGAACCUGCAGCUGCGGACGCUGAUCAGCCAGUGUCAGAGCCGGCAGAUGCAGAACGUCAACCCCCUGACCAUGUGCCUCAACGGGGUGGUGGACGCCGCCGUCAACGGGGGUCUGGCCCGCUACCAGGAGGCCUUCUUCGUGAAGGACUACGUGAUGAACCACCCAGAGGACGGGGACAAGAUCACCCGCCUGAGGGAGCUCAUGUUCGAACAGGUCAGCGCACAUCCUGAGUACGGGCUGGCCGUGCACGAGAAGUACGUCCCUCAGGAUAUGAGGCCUCUGCAUAAGAAGCUGGUGGACCAGUUCCACCUCAUGAAGUCCAGUCCACCCCUCCAGGAGUUUCCGGCGUACGUGCGCGCCAGUCCCGUGCACUUCACCAACGGAAGCCCGCGCACGUGCAGGAACUCGGUGCCCAACAUCAUCAGUCCAGAGGGAGGCAGGGGGGUGGCCCGACGCAGUCCCCUCAGCUACCCGGCAGCGAACCGCUACUCGUCUUCGUCGCUGUCGUCCCCCUCCAACGAAGUCAGCAACAUCACGGGCCAAUCAGAGAGCUCAGACGAGGUCUUCAACAUGCAGCUAGAUAAGGUCAAAGAGGGCAUGCAUCCUUUCCAAUGCCCCCCCGUCCCUCCUAGAGGCUUACUGACAGGCUCCUCUGUGAAGAACAUGAGGUCACAGUCGCCCGUCCUCACGUCCAGAUCCCCUCAGAAGAACACCCUGCCGCCCUUCACGCCCUCCCCGACCGAGUGCCCGUCGGCGGGGCUGGUCUCCGCCUCGCCCGUCCUCUCCGGCAGCUACAGCAGCGGCAUCUCCUCGCUGAGCCGCUGCAGCGUGUCCGACGCCUCGGCCACCGAGUACGGCACCCUGGGCGCCGACCACGGCCCCGCCUCCGCCGCCGCGCUGGCCCUGCCCCUCGGCGUGCCCAACUCCGCCUCCGAGGAGCCGGUGCGGCGGGAGAACAAGACGCCGCCGCCGUACAGCGUGUACGAGCGCAACAACCCGUGCCGCCGCCCCGUGCCGCUGCCGCACAGUCUGUCGGUGCCGCCGGCCGCCCAGUCUUCGUUGUGCUCCUCGUCUUCGUCGCAGGCGGACCCCCCGGCGCUGCCGCCGAAGCCCCACCAGCUGCGCACCAGCAGCAUGAAGCUGGACUCUUCGGCGUCGCUGUCCUCCGACCCCCGCGUGACCCGACCCCGCCCGCUGCCCCGCAAGGUGUCCCAGCUAUAGGUGCUGAUUCCUGGGUGGAAACCACGGUGGUGGUGGUGGUGGUGGUGGUGGUAAAGGUGGUGGUGUUGGUGGUGUGGUGGGAAAGAUGAAGACACAAAAUGAAAAUGAGGAGAAAACACACAAAAAAAAACACUGGCGCGUUUUGCACUUUUGUACCUGGGCACUCUGUUUUUGUUUUUUUUUCUUUUUCUGAAACUCUUUUGGUUUAACAGUCCUGACCCGUAAUAGACCAUUUCAAGAAGAUGCGCAGAUUAACCGGCAGGAGAGAGACGGAGAGAGUGAGAGAGAGAGAGAGAGAGAGAGAGAGAGAGAGAGAGAGAGAGAGAGAGAGAGAGAGAGAGAGAGAGAGAGAGAGAGAGAGAGCAGGGGGGAGGUUGUUAAACUGUGGCACUUUCCGUCUCUUUUUCUGUCCGUGCAAGACACACAAAGACAAGGGCAUCGCAUACACGUCGUCAUUCCGUACUUUUAGAUUUAGCUCUCUUUGUAGGCACCGAGGUAAACCAUGCCCAUAUCUUCAACGGGAACGUUCAACAAAAUCCUUUUUUGAUAGAUGUAAUUAUCCGAAUAUAUGUAUAUUGGCAUACAUAACAAGUGUUUUUUGCCUUAAGUAUCGGAAACAAAAUCUUUUAUCCGUGUCUUGCACGUUUUUAAGUACUCUGUACUUUUGUAUACUUGUAUUGGCUACACAAGGUGCUAGGUGUGUACGCAUUUCAGCUUAGAGUAGAGGAAUCGGGUGUGAUUUACUGUAGUUGUGUACACACAGGCGGGCAAAACGCACCCUUCAAGGAAAUGCAUUCGCUGAUGUGUAUGGGUUGAAGAGGAUGAAGGAAUCACCUCACCCCCCCACCUACAAAUUGAUAUUGAUGAUAUUGUUUGAAACACGCCCCCACAAAUACAUUCAUCUUAAGAUGGCGGCAGACCAAGGUUAUGAUGAUGAACUACAAAAUGAAUGUCUUAAUAUGGCAGAUUAGGUCACUCUAAGAACAUGCUGCUGUGUACAUUGCACAGCGAGAUAACAUAACAUUGUGGUUUGACUGCCUCCAAACGUACUUACUAGCGAUGCUGAAUAGAAAGAAUUGUAAAGUAGUAACGCAGUAAAUACAUUUGAAUAGACAAUGGUACAGGAUGUACAAUUUACAUGUGCAUUAUGUACAGUUACAAUAAGCGAAUUUACAAUGUGUACAAUGUACAUGUACAAUAUACCGUUAUCUGACUGCAACCCAGUUACUUGACUGAUAUUGUAUUCUCUAUUAAACAAAUAUAUUGAAACUCAAUAUUACUUGCAGUGCAUUUGGACGAGCAUUUUAUUUGAUCAAAUCUAAUCAUACAUCAAACCAUUCUAGAAGUGUUAUAUUUAUUUAAACAAAUCCCAACCCCAAAGUGCUUGCCAUUUAUUUUCAAUCGUGAACGCUGAUGAUAAACGCACUUCGUAAAUUAGCGCGUCCGAUAUUAUUGGUUCAUUUGGGCGUCGAUUGUCACGGCUGUAACAGAGAACGCACACCUUCCCCUGCAUGUGUUGUAGAUUCACACAACGAGAGAUCUGUAGAGGGUUUGCAGAGUAUUGUGCCAAAGUAUAUUGUUCAGUAUGCUGUACAAAACAAUGAAACUUUAACUGAAAUCGAGGUGGAGGUGUAGGCUAAGCGAGAGUGACAGAAUUCACAGAAUUAAAAACGUUUUUUUGGGUCAAGAUGACUGCACCACAAUAUUAAGUCAAGUCUUCUAAUCAGCGACGACUUUAGACGAGCACAAUUUAAUUUUUCUAUUAAUUGUUAGUACAUUUCUACUUAUAGAGUCACUGAGGGGGUUUUGACACGGCAGUGAUUAUGAGAGAAACAUAAUUUAAUCUCAAACUGCCAUUUGCUGUCUAAAAUGACUUUAGUGUUUGUUUUGCAUUGAAACAUGCAAAACCACUUUAGUGGCGGCAAACUUUGUCAAACCAACCGUUGUAUAGAGGAAUAUUUGUACAGAGGACAUCAAAUGUUUCUGUUUAUUUUCAAGAUGGAUGUCGAUUUAGUGGGGUGGAAACGGUCACCCCAGUCGGAUCACCCAAGGGUGAUGUGAAGGUUAAUUAUGUUUUGAGGGGAGGUACUGACACUUUUUUUAAAACUCUGGUAUUGCUUGUAUGUUCCACUUGUUGAUGAAUAAUUCCCCCUUCUUGAUUUCUUGUGAAUUUUUGUUAUUAAAUAUUCACAUUAAUCAGUACAUGAGAAAUUGUAAAUUAUACGAUGAGAUUGUUGUAAGUAUGCCAAAUAUAGUACUUUUGUGUAUUACUAUUACUGUAAAUAAUGUGUUUUUAACAAAAAUGUAGCUAUAACAAUUUACAGCUUUGAAUGUUGGAAAAGCAAAUUAUUAUUAUUAUUAUUAUAAAUGUUUCAAAUUUUAUGUUUUUGUGAGCGUAGAAAAAAAUGAAGGCCAUGCAUUCCGACACCUAAUCCAUUUACCAGUUCAAUAAACUGCCCAUGUAAUAAAACAAGCUUGAUCAAUA